AAACCCAACAACAACAGCGAUAACGUUUCGGCAUCGUCAUCGUCGUCGCAGUCGUCGUUCUGAUUAUUGUUAUUUCAAGUGACAGCGACAGACACGGAUCUCUCCUCUUUUCUCUCUUCUCCUCUGUCACAUCUGCAACUAUGAAGUUUUUACAGUUUGAAAGAAGAUGCAAUGGUAAUAAAAAGAAAGUACUUGGUGUUGAAACGGUGCUCAAUGGUAAACAUGUAAUUGUCGAUUUAAAUUUAGCCGAUCCGUCCAUUCCGAUGGACAUGAGAACAUUUCUUAACGAUAACCACAACAACUUAAUUAAAACAUUAAGGGUGGUUGAAAACUCAAAGUGUUCAAGUGCAAAGGAAGAUGUAAAGUUAUUGUCACCAAUUACAAAUCCUGAUAAAUUAAUUUGUGUUGGUAUGAACUACAAAGACCACUGUGAAGAAAUGAAUAUUGAACUGCCUGUAGAACCGGUGAUCUUUAGUAAGUUCUCCAGCUGCAUUGUUGGUCCAACUGAUAAUGUUGAAUAUCCCAAAGAAACGACACAACUUGAUUGGGAAGUGGAAUUGGCUAUCGUUGUUGGUAAAGAAGGAAAGAGAAUUUCUCUCCAAGAAGCAAUGUCUCAUGUGUUUGGUUACACUGUUGCCUUUGAUGUGAGCGCCCGAGACUGGCAGCUGCAGAAGAAUGGACAACAAUGGCUUCUGGGGAAAUCCAUGGAUACAUUUUGUCCUUUAGGACCAUGCAUUGUUAUGAAAGAAGACAUUGCUGGUGUAUGGAAAACAUUCGGCGAGAAAUGGAAGAAAAUUUGAAGAAAGAAGGAAAAAAAAACAACAUAAUAAUAAUAAUAAUGUGACAGGCUCUUCUGUCGAAGACAACAUAAGAAUGAUCAGCUUUUGCCAAAUGACCUGCACAAAUGAUUUGUUUAUAAUGAUCAAAUGCCUAUGCUGCAAAUUAGUGCACCUGACCCUCCAUCAAAUUGAUUUUGUCUGAACAGGUGCACAGGUGUGCCAUGUGUCAGGUGUUGAAGUGAUCGCAGAGCAGCAUAUGAUGAAGUGCUUUGCUCAAGAACACAACACACGAUUCGGUCUAGGAAUUGAAACCAUGACCUAGCAAUCAUGAGUGCAACCACCUUAACUACUAAGCCACCUGGCCAUCUGCUAUAUAUAUAUAUCUAGAAGAAAGUUUCAAAAGAAAACAUUGAAAACUUCUCCAAGAAAAGUGGUUUCAAUCAGAAGAUAAUAGCAACAACAAUGAAACUCCUC
Molecule: messenger RNA, 1253 nt
Organism: Octopus bimaculoides (California two-spot octopus)
Lineage: Eukaryota; Metazoa; Mollusca; Cephalopoda; Octopoda; Octopodidae
Product: oxaloacetate tautomerase fahd2, mitochondrial
Molecular function (GO): catalytic activity
Source: RefSeq, a predicted model, not a curated record